GGGGCUGAGGCCGGGGCGACGCUCAUCGCACCUCCGAAGAGGCAGCCUCGGGUACCGCUGCCUCCGGCAGCUCCCGCGGCCCGGCUCGUUACUGCCUGUCUGGGGUAGCGGGGACUCGGUUGGCCUUAGCGGUAACGAGGGCUGGUGAUGAACUAAAUGAGCCGCCGCUCUGCCUGUAUGUUUCCAGGAGGAGAGGGAGAGCCCCCAGCCCGGGCUUGUCUCCGGAGGGUCCCGCCGUUGGGGGCUCCUGGCCGGGAUGCCCGCUCAUGUGCAUCUCUGCUGUGCCACUAACCCGCUCCACCACCCGCUCCCUCCCUCGCUGGAGCCUGAACCGCUGAGCCGGGAGCGCAGCCCUGGCCCCCCUUUCCCCCUCGCUUUAAGCCCGUCUUUUCCUGGAAGCGGCCCGCCGAGCGGCCGGCCGCCUCAUUUAGCUCGUUACUGGCCACCGGGAUGCGCACAAAGCAGAUGUUGCUCCUGCAGAUUAAAAAGCUCUCAGCGCGGCCGCCCUCGUCCCCGCUAAUGCCUUCCCAGAAGUCCUGGCCCGCGGCCCCGCCGGCUGCAAACAGGCCCUAAUGAGCUGUGCUGAGGGCUCCGUGUGGGGGCUGCUGUCAGCGGGGACCCGGGCUCCCCAGGGCUGAGGAAUGGAGGAGCCAGGGCUGGAUGGGAUACUCGGCACCCGCCUGGGACACGGGAAUGGAAGGGGUUGCCAAACCUGCCUCUUACCCAAGAUGACUCUGUCCAGGCAUGUGGGGUGCAGGAGGCAUCCAGGUACUGUGGCAGGGGAUCCUGACUUGGUGUUGUGCAUUGGGGGACCCAGAUGGGUGCUGAGUGCUUCCAGCAGCCACGUGCAGCUGGACAAAAUGACACAUGGCAGAUAAGCUCCUGUGCCUGCUCAGCCUGUCCCUCAAAUGCAGCAGGAAUCAGAUCAUGCCAGGACAAGGGAUGUAGGAGCAGAGGAAGCCUGCCAAGAGCCCUAGAGGUGGUGCUGCAGCCAGGAGCAGUGGCUCACACUCUGCUGAGGACAUGCUGGGAGGUCUGGGGGGUCCUCCCAGUCUGGUAACAGCCUGGGCAGAGCCUGGGCUAUCAGUCUUCUCUGCAGGGGAUGUCAGAGCUUGCUGAACCCUUCUUGUUAUGUCUUAUUCCCCAAUUCCUUGCAGGGCUGAAGCCACUCAAGGCCACAGGUAUUCCCCAAAGGAGCCUGGCUCUGGGGAGAUGCAGGUUUUGCAAACAAGACAUGAGUAAGAGAUGCAGUUAGCACAGGUGGAAGCCUGGAGAAUCUGCAGAUGGUAUGCGGUCAGGAGCUGGAGGACUUCUGGAGGCUCUGCACUAUGAGUGGAUGCUUGCCAGGAGAUACAGACAGGCAACAUUCCCUUUGAAAACCAGUCAAGCUUGGCAUGGUUUUGGUGAGGAGAUUGUAGCCCUGUUAUUUCUGUAUUUGGGAACUAGGAGAUGUCCUCAGGCUCGGUGCUGGAAAGGGAAGUGGGAUGGAAAGGGAAGUGGGCUGCAAGGACAGUGGGGAUCACUUCCAAAAAACCUGGGAGUUUGGAGCUAGCAGGGACUGUUCCUUCCUGCAGCUGUGCAAGGCACAAAGCAGGAGUCCACCCUCCCAUGCACCACCCCACUGGCUGCCUCUCCAUCCAGACAAAGCCCGUUUUCCAGAGACUCCCACCUACCUGGUAGUUAGCGAAGUCAUGUGGUCACAGCACUUAAUUAAUAAAAAGCUGAUAUAAAUCCCAGUAAACAUGUGGGGAGGAGGCCACUGAGGCAGAGAGCGGUAGCAGCGCUUCCAGCGAGCUCAGUGGAGCAGCGACAGCAACCCCCUCUCUGCUGGGAGAGGUCAGUGCUUACCACGGGAGGGGGCUUGGGAGCGUGCGGGAUGUGAGCCCAUGGCUGUGGGGCUCCCCACAGUGCAGAGGGGUCUCUCCCAGCAAAGAGCUGGGUGGUUUUGUGGGAUGGGGAGAUGAGGAGUGGCCAGCACUGGGCUGCUGGAGCCAGGUUUGGAACCUCAAGGCUGCCCAAGCAAGCACAGGGUUUCCAAGGAUUUGGCUGACAUUUGGUGGAUACCACCUCCUGGACCCUUUACUUUUGCUCCCUAAGAGGUUACCUACUUUUUAGAGCCUUCAGGCCCCCAAAGCCCACAGUCUGGCCCUGCAGCUUCUCCUGUCCCUCAGCUUUGUGUGGUCCAUCUCCCUGACCAGCACUCAGAUUCUAGUGGCACUUCCAGGCUCAGAGCCUGGCAGGAGCCAUGUCAGAUGUUUUGGCCACAUGCUCAAUGGUCUGGUGGCUGCUGUGUGUUGGGCAGAAGAACCUGAACUGACACAAAAAAGAUCAAAUCUCAGUCCAUUCUCUGCUGGUCACCCCUUUCUGUGGGGAGAUCAUGAACGUGCUCUCAUGUGGAGUGCCCCACAGCACAUGACAGAACUUUGAGGGCUCCUGCUCCCAAGUGUCUGUGGGCCCAAAAAAAGGCUCUCAAGUCCAAGGGAACAAACAGCUGGGAGUGGUGGCUGUGCAGAGGCUGACACAGCACUUCUUGGGGUGCUAGGGUAUGAUGGCAGUGGAGGGGACAGGCCAAGCUGCCAGCAGGUGGGCUGAUGCUGGCCAGGCCCCUCUGCACAGGUUGCCCCCAGGACCAUGCUGAACGUGCUGCUGCUGUGCUGUGGGCUGCUGCAGGGGAUCCAGGCUGUGCUGGAUCUCAGGACUGCUGACCUCAGCUGUGGCCACCUGCAGAAGGCGAGCGGUGGGCUGGAACGGGUGGACAGAGCCCGCCAGGCCAGCCUGCAGCGCAAAGGCAAGGAGGCAUCUGCGGAGCCGGCAGGAGCUCUCCCAAGGCUGGGGUUUGAGCAGAUGGCCUUGGGGGUCCAAGAAGCUGAUGGUGACCUUAUGCAGAGAGGCAGCCUGCUGGAACCACAGGCAUCAUCCACAGAACUGCAAGCUGAGGGCCGUGAGGAGCGCUCCCCCCGCCGCUGUGUCCGUCUCCUGGAGUCCUGCCUGGGCCACCAGAUCCCCUGCUGUGACCCCUGUGCCACCUGCUACUGCCGCUUCUUCAACGCCUUUUGCUACUGCAGGAAAAUCAGCACCAACUUCCCCUGCGGCAAGAACUAGCGCCCCUGGGGCUGCCAGCUGCUCGCCCCUGUGUGUGCCUCCUGCUCUGCAGCUCCAAUAAACCAGCCCUUUGCAAAAGCCA
Molecule: messenger RNA, 3184 nt
Organism: Haemorhous mexicanus (house finch)
Lineage: Eukaryota; Metazoa; Chordata; Aves; Passeriformes; Fringillidae
Gene: AGRP
Product: agouti related neuropeptide
Exons: 3
Coding region: 2632-3102 (156 amino acids)
Biological process (GO): neuropeptide signaling pathway; hormone-mediated signaling pathway; positive regulation of feeding behavior
Cellular component (GO): extracellular region
Molecular function (GO): type 1 melanocortin receptor binding; neuropeptide hormone activity
Source: RefSeq, a predicted model, not a curated record